AUGUCUCGACCGGACGCGUAUCUGCCACAAUUCACCGGUUUACGCGCCAUCGCGGCUUACUGCGUGUUCCUGCAUCACUACAAGCCCGUCUCGGCGGCACUCUGGCACGGCUGGCCGGCACGGUUCAUUGAAGAGCUUCACAUUGGGGUGUGGAUCUUUUAUGUCCUCAGUGGGUUUCUCAUCUACUACCGCUAUUCAACCGAUUUCGAGCAAUGGUCGCUGGGGCACAUGGGGCAGUAUGCAAGAAACCGCAUCGCCCGAAUCUAUCCGGUGUACUACCUGCUGCUGUUGAUCACGUACCUCGUUUACGAGUUCCCACCUCCUGGGCUGGCCGCCAUUCAGUUGACGCUUACUCAGGGGUUCUUCCCGCAGUAUGCUGCCUCGGGCAUCGCACAAGCUUGGACGUUGACAGUAGAAGAAACGUUCUACUUCACGGCACCGUUGUUGUUCUUUUUCGCCCGACGUUGGACAUUGCUCGCCCCCUGCAUUGUGCUGCCAGCGAUUGGCAUUGCGAUCGAUUACCAACUCGGCACGCCCUUCACGUUGCUGCGAACCCUACUGGGUGCCAUCUUCGCCUUCGCCGCCGGCAGCUUCAUCGCAAAGCACUUCAUGCGAGCGAAGAAUAUGCAGCGGCGCAAGGUACUCGCCUGGGUUACCUAUUCCGGAGUUCUGGCCACCGCGGCUUCCGUGCUGGCGAUGGGUGUUACGAGUGGUCCGUUGAAGCUCGCUAUUCACCUUGUGAUUCUCCCGGCAAUGAUCGCCUGGGCGUUCUGGGGACUGCUAACCGAACGCAGCCUACUGCGGGUGCUCCUCUCCACUCCAUUGCUGGUGUUACUUGGAAGCAGUUCGUACUCGUUCUAUCUCAUCCACCUGGGGGCGACCGCAGACUUGUUUCAGGCGAUUGUCAGCGAUCAGUUAUGGAUCUUAUUCCUUGGUCUGAAUGUGAUUUCGAUCGGGCUCUACAAGCUGGUUGAACGUCCCUCCAAUCGCUGGUUGCGAAAUGUCGGUCGCGACAAGAGCCAAAGCCGCGUUGCUGCCAGCGCAGUUCCGGCCGAUUUCGUCGAUCGGUUACUCGCACGCCUCGGUGCCCCUCGGGUGUUGCUGGGGCUGGCGAUACUCGUGGCUGUGGGCAUAUUCCUUGCGUGGACACCGCUACGAAGCCGCGUGCUCCAAGUGCGGGGCAACUGGCUCAUCACCCAGCAACGUUAUGAGGAAGCCGCCACCGUACUAACAGAAGCCCGUGAGCUGUGGCCCGAGAAUGGAACAGCGACCGUACUCGCUGCGAAAACGGCCUAUCUCCAGGGCGAAUUCAGCACCACGGCAGAGUUGUUAUCCGAUCUGGAAGAAACUAAUCCCGAAGGUGCGGAUGCUCACCUCUAUCACGGCCUGGCACUCAUCGAACUGGGAGAAACCGAAUCGGCUCUUUCCCACUUACGGCAGUCAGUUGAGUUGCAGCCGGGCAAUGUCGAAAGUCGAAACACUCUGGGCGCGCUAGCCAUGCAACUCGGGCGGCUUGAUGAAGCCCAGGAACAAUUUGCGGCUCUAGUCGCGCUUCGCCCCGACUCGGCCGACUUCCGCUGCCAAUUGGCGAGGGUUCUUUUCGCUCGCAAUAAGAACGACCAGGCCCGCGCGGAAGUUGAGAAGGCUAUCGAGCUGGAUCCGGACCAUCAAGCCGCGCAAGAACUACUGCGGCAGAUGAACAGCCAGGCUGUUGAGACAUUCUCGACAAUCUUCAUCCUGCUGCUAUUGGUGGCAAUUGCGCACCACGGCUUGUACGUGUGGAAGGUGGCCGUACUGAAUCAUGACAAAUCGGAGAUGGUCGGGGCGGCGGUCUCACUGCUUGAAGACGGCGGUUACACAUAUGUGGUGGCCAACCCCAAUCAACUCGCCGAGCCGAUCCACAGCCCGCUGAUUGCUCGACCGCCGGGAUAUACGCUCCUGCUGCUGCCCCUGUUGUGGGCCACCAAAGAUAUCUGGUUGGCCACCGUCCUACUCGACAUCGUGGCAACCAUCAUCUUCUACGGUGCUUGGUUCGCCAUUGUGAAUGGACUGGGGCCGACCAUCAGUCGCGCGGCAAAGAUCUUCAUCUGGAUCAUGUGGGCGAUAAUCUGGAGCCCAUUGAUGCAGCUCUCUUCUCCAGAGCUGAUGACCGUGGCUUUGUUCUCAGCCGCCUUGGCACUCACACUUCGCUUUGCGAGUCGGCAACCCCACCCGAUCCGCUUUGGGGUGGCUUCAGGAAUUCUCAUAGGUGCGGUCAGCGCCCUGCGAUUGGCCUACUGGCCUCUGCUGGCGGUGAUUCCACUUUCGCUGUGGUUCUCACAAGCUCGCCGCCCUUCGCAGCGAAUGAUAGUUGGCGUGGGGGUCCACGUUCUUAUCGUCACCCUGAUGUUGGCGGCUGUGCUCAUCUUUCAGCGCAGCGUCACCGGGCAGUUUUUACACCUGCCCGUAGUCCCCGGACUGCAACGCGGCUUUUAUCCCGAUCAGUUGACCUCCAUUUAUCCCUUCCCCACGACCACCAUCGGCGCCGACCUCAUGGUCGAACAGCUACAGUCGAUGCUGGCGCUCCCUGGGGUGUUUACUGAAGUGACGCUGUGGAUCAUCUCGAGUCUUAUUCUCGCCACUGCGCUUUAUCAAUUGGUCGGAAGCUUUCGUAAGUCCGUGCGCGAAGGGUUGCCCGUUGAUUAUGAGGCCGCCACUCGAUGUUUCGCGGUGAUGGCCGUCUCGACUGGGGUUCUCACACUAUUGAUGUUGGCCUACAUGUCGGCGUCCUACCCCGUGCCAGUUGCUCUUCGCGAUGGGCGACUGUGGAUCUCACUGUCGCGAUUCUACGUACCAAUCCUGCCCUUCCUGCUGGUGUAUCUGGCCGCUGUGUUAUUUCCCCCGGCAUCGAUUUCCCGAGGCUCGGCUUUCAAACUGCUGCGUGUUGCCUGUUUCGUUGUGGUCGUUCCAACGAUCGCCCUCGCCGCCGCCUGGCAGGUGCCGUUUUGGUAUCGCACGUUUGGAGAAGGCCCGCCGGUCUCGUAUGCCGAUAAGAGUUCUCGAGCGAUGCUGAACUCGCUACGCCAGAUUGCCGCAUCACAACCGGAGCUGACCACCACGUUGAUCUAUCCGGCCGAAGGUGUGGAACAGCUCGACGAGCAGUCGGUCGGUAUCACCGAUCGCGAUGGCUUUCUCGCCAACCUCGGUCGCAUGACCGGCGUGGGGACGAUGGCCGCGAACUACCUGCCGGUGCUGGGACUAGAUGUGGCCGAGAACAGCCAGCUAUUGAUCUACCGUCCGCACGAACCCCAUACCCGCGAUGGUCGCUGGCUCGCCGACUUCUGUGAUCGGUUCGACGCGACCAAGAUCCCUGCGACAGACGAGUUCGACUGGUACACGCUUGAAUUCAACGAGCAGGUACUAAGACGACUGCCUGAAGUCGAAGCGGUUGGCCUCCUCGAGAUUGCCGCUCGCAGAACGCAAGCUGGAAAGCUUGAUGAGGCCCUUUCGCUGUACCAGACUGCCCUGGCCUGGAAUCCCUUUUUGCUCGACACCCACAUGGGCCUCGGCAAGCUCCUUCUCAAGCAGCAGCGUUUCGCCGAAGCCGAGGCGUCGUUCGCAACUGCCAUCCAGUUGAAGCCCGAUUACGCUGAAGCCUACAAGCAACUUGGUAUCGCCCUGCUUGCGCAGGGUCGGUCUCAACUGGCAGCCCAGAACUUCCGCAUGGCUCUAAUGCUCAACCCAAACGAUGCUGAAACCCGCGAGCGACUUAAGGAGGCUGAAGCAGCGGACGGACAGAGCCCAUAG
Messenger RNA from Cladocopium goreaui, 3786 nucleotides. The record is from the annotation of a GenBank genome assembly. NCBI's taxonomy places the organism in Eukaryota, Dinophyceae, Suessiales, Symbiodiniaceae.